AUGUACAUUUACGUUAGUAUUUUAAAUCUGUUGACAGUUUGGGUAAUGAUGGCUCAGCUCCAGCAAGGAGGCCCAGAUGAAAAAGAGAAGACUACUGCAUUAAAGGAUUUAUUGUCUAGAAUAGACUUGGAUGAACUAAUGAAAAAAGAUGAGCCACCACUUGAAUUUCCUGAUACUCUGGAAGGAUUUGAGUACAUUUUUAAUGAAAAAGGGCAGUUAAGACACAUAAAAACCGGGGAGCCAUUUGUUUUUAAUUAUCGUGAAGAUUUGCAUAGAUGGAACCAAAAGCGCUAUGAAGCUCUUGGAGAGAUCAUUACUAAGUACGUUUAUGAACUACUGCAAAAGGAAUGCCACUUGAAGAAAGUAACUCUCCCAGUUGAUGCAACUGAGAGUGAACCAAAGAGCUUUAUCUUUAUGAGUGAAGAUGCAUUAACAAAUCCUGACAAGCUGUUGGUCCUAAUUCAUGGUAAUGGCGUUGUCAGAGCAGGUCAGUGGGCUAGGAGACUUAUAAUUAACGAAGAUCUGGACAGUGGCACACAGAUACCAUAUAUAAAGAGAGCUAUUGAGGAAGGCUACGGAGUAAUAGUACUGAAUCCCAAUGAGAACUAUAUUGAAGUGGAGAAGACAAAAGCCCAAGUACAGCUGUCUUCUGAUAGCUCAGAUGAACCUGCAGAAAAGAGGGAAAGAAAAGAUAAAAUCCAGAAGGAAACAAAGAAGCGACGUGACUUCUACGAAAAGUAUCGAAAUCCACAAAAAGAAAAAGAAACUAUGCAGAUGUAUAUUAGAGAUAAUGGAUCUCCUGAAGAACAUGCAAUUUAUGUUUGGGACCAUUUUAUUUCCCAGUCAGCUGCAGAGAACGUGUUUUUUGUUGCUCACAGUUAUGGUGGACUUGCCUUUGUAGAGUUGAUGAUUCAACGAGAGGCAGAAGUAAAGAAUAAGGUAACUGCUGUGGCGUUAACAGACUCUGUUCACAAUGUGUGGCAUCAAGAAGUUGGGAAAACUAUUCGAGAGUGGAUGCGAGAGAACUGCUGCAACUGGGUGUCCAGCUCUGAGCCCCUGGACACUUCAGUGGAGUCCAUGCUGCCGGAUUGUCCCCGUGUCUCUGCAGGUACGGAGCGCCAUGAACUAACUUCCUGGAAGAGUUUUCCAUCUAUUUUCAAGUUCUUCAGCGAGGCAUUAGAGGCAAAGAACAGCUCAGUGAAACCAACCCCAACGCGGCGCUCCAACAGGAUAAAAUACGAAGAAUUGUAAAAGGAGGGGGGAAAAGAAAAAAACACCAACAACCUCUUCACUGCUUGUUUUCUGCAAGCAGUCUCCCAGCCCCUCAUUAGAUUGUUUUCUUCCUAGAGCACAGGGUCGUGAUGUAUACAUCUAAAUAGCGUUUUGCAUUAUUUCUAGAUGAGUGCAACUGUCAAAGCAAUAUGGGUUCACUGGUUGUGCUUCCUGUGGGCUGUAAGUUGGAUUUCGUGCUGCCCAUCAGCGCGCAGAUUAAGGCUGACAGUGGUACUGCACAGUGCAGCAUGGUGCAGCUCUAAUUGCCCUGACAUAGCCCUUCCGUGAUUUUACACCCUUCUCUUUCUCUGGGACCAAGUGGGAUCGACUCUUGACUCUUUCAUUUUCUGCUGGUAGGAGGGUCCAAGAAGUUUGGGCCAGAUUUAUAGGAAAGCCCCUUUGUUGUAGAGAUUUUCUCCUACUGCCGGAUCAAUGGCAUUAUCUGUAGAUCUUCUCUUCCUUUUGAAAGCUCCACUUUAAAAAAUGCCUGUUCAUUAACUGGCUGGAUCACACUGUGAAAUAUGACAGAAAGAAAAAAAAAAAAAAGAGACACACUGCACAUUUUCCUGUUUAUUUUUAAACGCAAA
Molecule: messenger RNA, 1859 nt
Organism: Nipponia nippon (crested ibis)
Lineage: Eukaryota; Metazoa; Chordata; Aves; Pelecaniformes; Threskiornithidae
Source: RefSeq, a predicted model, not a curated record